Argentina anserina (silverweed cinquefoil) is the source of this 1082-nucleotide messenger RNA. Its product is annotated as serine acetyltransferase 5. The record is from RefSeq and is a predicted model, not a curated record. NCBI's taxonomy places the organism in Eukaryota, Viridiplantae, Streptophyta, Magnoliopsida, Rosales, Rosaceae. Gene Ontology annotation, cellular component: cytosol; cytoplasm. Gene Ontology annotation, molecular function: L-serine O-acetyltransferase activity. The transcript is spliced from 2 exons. The coding region runs from base 45 to 905 and encodes 286 amino acids.
GAGCCCAAUUCCACAGCCGCCAAACUCCACCACUUGCUAAUCCGAUGCCGACCGGUGAGCUCCGGCAGUCAGAUUCCUCCGAGGCCGAAGCCGAGCAGUGGCUGUGGGCUCACAUCAAAGCGGAGGCGCGGCGCGACGCCGAGUCCGAGCCGGCUCUCGCCAGCUACCUCUACUCGACGAUCCUCUCCCACUCGUCGCUGGUGCAAUCGCUGUCGUUUCACCUCGGCAACAAGCUCUGCUCCUCCACUCUCCUCUCCACGCUCCUCUACGACCUCUUCCUCAACACCUUCUCCUCCGACUCCUCCCUACGCGCCGCCGCCGUCGCUGAUCUACGCGCCGCCCACGAGCGCGACCCGGCCUGCGUGUCCUUCUCUCACUGCUUGCUCAAUUACAAAGGCUUUCUAGCAUGUCAGGCGCAAAGAGUGGCGCAUAAGCUGUGGAUUCAGUCACGCAGGCCGCUGGCGCUUGCGCUGCACUCGCGGAUAGCCCAUGUGUUUGCGGUGGAUAUUCACCCGGCGGCGAGGAUUGGAAAGGGGGUGCUGUUUGACCACGCGACGGGAGUGGUGGUGGGGGAGACGGCGGUGAUUGGGAACAAUGUGUCCAUACUCCACCACGUGACGCUGGGAGGGACCGGAAAGACGGGGGGAGACAGGCACCCCAAGAUUGGCGACGGGGUGCUUAUUGGAGCCGGGGCGACCAUUUUGGGGAAUGUGAACAUUGGAGAGGGUGCAAAGAUUGGGGCGGGGUCAGUGGUGCUUAUUGACGUGCCGGCGAGGACUACGGCGGUGGGGAAUCCGGCGAGGUUGCUCGGUGGGAAGGAGAAGCCGUCGAGGCAUGAGGAUGUGCCUGGAGAAUCCAUGGAUCAUACAUCGUUUUUAUCAGAGUGGUCUGACUAUAUUAUAUAGGGUUUCAGCUAUUUUGAUGUUGCUUGUUGCUUGUUGCUUCACUUGCUUGUUGCUGUGUUGAACAAUAAUACCCCAAGCUCGCUAAUCGUAUUUGGCUCUAAACCUUUGUUUUGUACUAAUUGUAUCUUCUCUUAUUCUCGCAAAGACGAGCUGUAUAUAUAAUCUUGAUAACUACUA